Messenger RNA from Zasmidium cellare ATCC 36951, 1170 nucleotides. RefSeq lists its product as uncharacterized. NCBI's taxonomy places the organism in Eukaryota, Fungi, Ascomycota, Dothideomycetes, Mycosphaerellales, Mycosphaerellaceae. The record is from RefSeq and is a predicted model, not a curated record. The transcript is spliced from 2 exons. The coding region runs from base 1 to 1170 and encodes 389 amino acids.
AUGGAUCGCGGUCGUAAUGUCGACGGCCCUCCAACCCAUUUCCGCUGGCGAGGCAUCCGUUUGCGCUUCCCUUCACAGACUCUUGCCAACGGAUCUCUCAUCGAGGCUCCUCGCAGCAAUCCGGUCGCCGCAUUGCGGACACAGCGUCAUUCGGCUGGUAUAGCUUCAGACUCGACAUCUGAAUCUCCUACUCAAGCCUCACGUCUCGAACGACUUGAAGCCCCAGGCAUCUUCAACGGCACCCUCAGAACUCCUCUACUCGAUCCUAAUGGUCUACCAGAAUACCCUCUAUCAUCACCAGCGUCUUCGCAGAACACGCCAGGUCAUCAUCAAGAUCUCUCCACGGACAGCCGCAACCCACUUGCUCGCCCGAUCUCUCUAUUCGACACCUACCAAGCUUCCGCUCUGCGUUAUCAGGAGACUGGCUCGACGAGCAGACCAAGUGAUCGCGUGAGACCAGCUCUCGGUCCCUUCGUUGGCCUCCGCCCUGGAGCUAUCGACCGAGACAUCUCUAUCCCUGAGUACAGCACAGAUCCAUCCAAUCUGGAGACUCCUCGACAGUUUGGCGACUAUGCUUUGCAGGGCAACGACGCAGAGGGCAGCGCUCAGCAUGCUCAGCCAGGAGGUCGCCUCACCCACCUCCACAUGGACUCGGAUCCAAACAUCAGCCAUCGUCCAAAGGCGCUUGCACAUCUCAUUGCUGACGCUGACCGCGAGCGUACCCUCGUCGAGCUGACCGCCGCAGAGCAGCAACAGCUCCGCCACGACCUAGGACCGGACUAUCCAUCACCAGAGGACCUCGAAAACACAGAGCAUGCAAACGCCAUGCUACGCACCCUAGGCCGACUCCGCGCUCUUUCCCGCUUCGCACACGACACCCGCGAUCGCCUCACAAACGAUACCGCCCUACAGCAGAGAGUCUCGGAUCUAUUCGCGAACAUCAUGGGUGAAGCUCCUCGGCGUCGUCGGCCUCGACCUCGCAUCAUCACGCUCCCAACUUGUCAGGCUGAAGAGGGCAGCGAACAGUGUGCGAUCUGCUGGGAGCCAACGGAGGGUAUGGAGGUUUCGGACACGGCUUGCGGACACUCGUUUCAUACGGAGUGCAUGAAUGAGUGGCGGGAGGACAACGCGAACCCAACGUGUCCGAUGUGUCGAGGUGCUCUGGGUUGA